Gymnogyps californianus (California condor) is the source of this 3945-nucleotide messenger RNA. RefSeq names its product lysine demethylase 2B (gene KDM2B). Lineage: Eukaryota; Metazoa; Chordata; Aves; Accipitriformes; Cathartidae. The record is from RefSeq and is a predicted model, not a curated record. The transcript has 23 exons. Bases 24 to 3923 code for a protein of 1299 amino acids. Gene Ontology annotation, biological process: protein demethylation; regulation of transcription by RNA polymerase II. Gene Ontology annotation, molecular function: transcription coregulator activity; protein binding; zinc ion binding.
CAGGAACUGUUGACAAUUAAGUGAUGAAACUCUCCAAAAAAAUGGAGGCAGAGAAAGACUCUGGAAGAAGAUUGCGAUCUAUUGGCAGAAGGCGAUACGAUGAGAACGAGGACCUCUCGGACGUGGAGGAAAUUGUCAGCAUCAGGAGUUUCAAUUUGGAAGAGAAAUUAAAGAGUAAAAUGUAUCACGGGGAUUUCGUGCAUGCCAUGGACGGGAAAGAUUUUACUUUUGAGUAUGUGCAAAGAGAAGCUCUCAGAGUUCCCCUUAUCUUCAGAAAUAAGGAUGGACUGGGAAUUAAAAUGCCUGACCCGGAUUUCACCGUCAGAGAUGUGAAGCUAUUAGUGGGAAGCCGACGGAUAGUGGACGUGAUGGAUGUGAACACACAGAAAGGUGUUGAAAUGAGCAUGUCUCAAUUUGUGAGAUACUAUGAAACACCAGAGGCCCAGCGUGAAAAACUCUACAAUGUCAUCAGCCUGGAGUUCAGUCACACGAAGCUGGAGAACAUUGUCAAGCGCCCCAAUGUGGUGGACUUAGUUGACUGGGUGGAUAAUAUGUGGCCACAGCAUUUGAAGGAGAGACAGACGGAUGCUACCAAUGCUAUUUCAGAGAUGAAAUACCCCAAAGUGAAAAAGUACUGUUUGAUGAGUGUGAAAGGAUGCUUCACUGAUUUUCAUAUUGAUUUUGGUGGCACUUCAGUGUGGUAUCACGUUUUCCGUGGGGGGAAGAUCUUCUGGCUGAUUCCGCCUACUCUGCAGAAUCUAGAACUUUAUGAAGAAUGGGUUCUCUCAGGAAAGCAAAGUGAUAUCUUUCUGGGAGACAGGGUGGAACGAUGCCAAAGAAUUGAGCUGAAACAAGGCUAUACGUUCUUCAUUCCUUCAGGGUGGAUACAUGCGGUUUAUACUCCAGUAGAUUCUCUGGUGUUUGGUGGAAAUAUCCUGCAUAGCUUUAAUGUUCCCAUGCAGCUUCGCAUCUAUGAAAUUGAGGACAGAACAAGGGUGCAUGCCAAAUUCCGUUAUCCUUUCUACUAUGAAAUGUGCUGGUAUGUUCUGGAGAGAUACGUGUCCUGUGUGACCCAGCGCUGCCACCUCAGCAAAGAGUACCAGAAAGAAUCAAUGUUAAUUGAUGCAAAAAGAAAACGCAGCACAGACAGCUAUUCAUCAGAUUCGUGGUUAGACAUGGAUGAAGAAUCUUGUGAUGCCCAUAUCCAGGAGGAGAAGGAUGACAGCUUGGAUAAGAACUCCAAAUCCUUGGUGGAUGGCUCCUCCUCACCCAACAGCACACACUCAGAAGGGAAGGAGGGUGUAGGAAGAAAACAAAAAGCCACAGUAAUGAGAUACCUAAAAAGAACUUUGUCUAAUGAGUCAGAUGACAGCGUAAAAUCAACGACCCCCACGGACUAUCCCAAAACACCAACGGGGUCUCCAGCUACAGAAGUUUCAACCAAAUGGACUCACCUCACAGAAUUUGAACUGAAGGGUUUAAAAGCCCUGGUGGAAAAGCUUGAAUCUCUCCCAGAGAACAAGAAGUGUGUUCCAGAAGGCAUCGAAGAUCCUCAGGCUCUCCUAGAGGACAUGAAGAACAUACUGAAGGAACAUGCUGAUGAUGACCAAAAUCUUGCCAUUUCGGGUGUCCCUGUGGUCAGCUGGCCCAAGAAGACCACAAAGAACAGGGCAGUCGGACGGCCCAAAGGGAAACUGGGCACUGCUUCUGCGGUGAAGCUCGCAGCUAAUCGGACAACCGCUGGAGCACGUCGGAGGAGGACGCGAUGCCGCAAGUGCGAGGCUUGUCUGCGGACAGAGUGCGGCGAGUGUCACUUCUGCAAAGACAUGAAGAAAUUUGGGGGACCUGGCAGGAUGAAACAGUCCUGCAUUAUGAGGCAGUGUAUCGCACCGGUGUUGCCUCAUACUGCUGUGUGUCUGGUGUGUGGAGAAGCUGGGAAGGAGGAUACUGUGGAAGAGGAGGAGAGCAAGUUUAAUCUCAUGCUAAUGGAAUGCUCCAUUUGUAAUGAAAUCAUACACCCAGGAUGCCUUAAGGUGAAGGAAUCAGAUGGUGUGGUUAACGACGAGCUGCCGAACUGCUGGGAGUGUCCAAAGUGCAACCAUGCAGGGAAAACUGGAAAACAAAAGCGCGGACCAGGAUUCAAAUACGCAUCAAAUCUCCCAGGCUCAUUGCUGAAGGAACAGAAAAUGAACAGAGACAAUAAGGAAGUAACAGAUGCUGCAAAACGGAAAGAGGAUUGUGAAGAAACUCCCAGGCGGAAAUCAGAGGAACAUUCCAAAAAGACUCAAGUUGACUCAAUACUGAGGAGAAAGUCAGACGAAGUGCAUCUGUGGAGGAAAAGGAAAUUUGAGAAACCCCAGGAACCCACUAUGAGAAAGCGGCUAAAACUUGGAAAAGAAGACAAACUCUUCAGGAAGAAGCGGCGAUCGUGGAAGGCUCCAGAUGACCGAACUGCCAUGAUCAAGCCCCUGCGGCGCCUCAAGCAGGAGCCAGAGGAUGACCUGCCAGAAGCACCUCCCAGGUCCAAGGAUAGUGACCAGUCACGGUCCAGCUCGCCCACUGCAGGUCCCAGCACGGAGGGCGCCGAGCCCAGGGACAAGAAGAAGUUCAAGAUGAGGAGGAAAAGGCGGCUUCCCAAUAAAGAACUGAGCAAGGAGCUCAGCAAGGAGCUUAACCAGGAGAUCCAAAAAACCGAGAACAGCCUUGCCAAUGAGAAUCACCAACCCAUCAAAUCUGAACCUGAGAGCGAGAAUGAGGAACCUAAGCGUGCUUUGAACAACAGCGAGAGACUCCAUAGGUUCAGCAAAGGGUUAAACGGGACUCCCCGGGAGCUGAGGCACCAGCUCAUCCCCAGCCUGCGAAGCACACCUCGGGGAAUAACCCGGCCACCGCCUUCGCUCUCUCCUCCCAAAUGCAUUCAGAUGGAACGGCACGUUAUCCGGCCACCUCCCAUCAGCCCCCCUCCGGACUCGCUCCCCCUGGAUGACGGGGCAGCCCACGUGAUGCAGAGGGAAGUCUGGAUGGCUGUCUUUAGCUACCUCAGUCAUAGAGACUUGUGCAUCUGUAUGAGAGUUUGCAAGACCUGGAACAGAUGGUGCUGUGACAAAAGAUUAUGGACCAAAAUAGAUUUAAACCAUUGUAAAUCCAUCACUCCACUUAUGCUUAGUGGCAUUAUUAGGAGACAGCCUGUAACCCUUGAUCUUAGCUGGACAAAUAUAUCUAAAAAGCAGCUGAGUUGGCUUAUCAACAGACUGCCAGGUCUUCGAGACUUGCUGUUAUCAGGGUGCUCAUGGAUAGCAGUGUCGGCACUUUGUAGUUCCAGUUGUCCUUUACUCCGAACUCUGGACGUGCAGUGGGCAGAAGGACUGAAAGACGCACAAAUGAGAGACCUCUUGUCACCACCCACAGAUAACCGGCCAGGCUGCAACGGGUGUACUUUAGAGAGUAUGGAAACACUUUCUUCCAGUUCAGGGAAGGAGCAGUUCUGUGGGUCAUGCCACAUUCGCCCGGAUAUCAGCUCAGGUCAGAUCGACAACCGGAGUAAACUACGGAACAUAGUUGAGCUGCGUUUGGCUGGCCUGGAUAUUACAGAUGCUUCUUUGCGGCUGAUCAUAAGGCACAUGCCUCUGCUCUCCAAACUCAAUCUUAGUUACUGUAAUCAUGUGACGGAUCAGUCUAUUAACCUGCUGACCGCGGUUGGAACCACCACGCGGGAUUCAUUAACAGAAAUUAAUUUAUCAGACUGCAAUAAGGUUACUGACCAGUGCCUGUCUUACUUCAAACGUUGUGGCAAUAUCUGCCAGAUCGACCUGAGGUACUGCAAGCAAGUGACAAAAGAAGGCUGCGAGCAGUUCAUAGCGGAAAUGUCAGUAAGUGUUCAGUUUGGGCAAGUGGAAGAAAAACUUCUGCAAAAACUGAGUUAGUUAAAGGACACGUGUAAAUACU